AUGGUAACUGUCCGAAAAACUAGAAAACCCAAAACUAAUAGCUUUACCUCCAUUUUGGAUCAGAUUCUCAAUAAAUAUAACCUAUCGGCCGAAUCAAACCCGCUUCAAUUACGUGCUCAUGCCGAUGAGCUUGGUACUAUGCUACCAAAUUGGAAGGCUCGUAAAGAUGUGAAAGAAGCUCUUCGCCGGCACCUAUUCAAAGACAAUCAAAUAGAAGCUCUUGAUAUUUGGUUACAUGCUUUAGACUUAGCUGUUCCCAAAAAUAAUACAGAUGAGAUAAUUGUGGUGACCAGUUCCUAUCUAUUGCAAUUUCGUAAAGAAUUAGCAGAAGCUGGAGUCGAUCCUGAGCCAAUUAAUACAUAUGCCAAAUUACCAAAUGUUACUCGAGCUUCUAACAAAAUUCAGAAGAGAAAACUUGAAUGGGGAUUAAUCAGUCGACCUAAAACACCUAAACACUUCUCCUUAGAAGAGAGGCUUAGAAGACUUCAGAAUAUCU
Ambispora gerdemannii is the source of this 496-nucleotide messenger RNA. NCBI's taxonomy places the organism in Eukaryota, Fungi, Glomeromycota, Glomeromycetes, Archaeosporales, Ambisporaceae. The record is from the annotation of a GenBank genome assembly.